AUGCACACCGUCUUUCGAAUCGGUGAAGUUCGAAAAAUUGAUAAGAAAAGUCCACUUUAUGAAGUGGAACUCAAACUUACGUCGGAUGAUGACCAACAGCUUCGUCAAUUAACCGAUCGUAUACGAGAAGAAUCUUCGGGUGGCACUGGAUGGUAUCGACUGGGUUCUUUGCUACUCCAAAUAGGUCAAUUCAACAAGGCCGAAGAAUUGUACAUGGCACUACUAGAACAGGCAUCCGACGACAGUGAUAAAGCAAUUAUCUAUCACCAGCUUGGAUGGUUGAAAGACGACCAAGGACAAUACCAAGAAGCAGCUUCAUUUUAUGAAAUGUCUCUCAAAAUUGAACGAAAAACUCUACCAGAAGAUCAUCCUUCAUUGGCUACUUCCUACAACAACAUUGCUCUAGUGUAUAAUAACAUGGGUGACUACUCGAAAGCACUUGAAUUUUACGAAAAAUCACAUAAAAUAAAAGAAAAAGCUCUGCCUUCGAAUCAUCCCGAUUUGGCUGCUUCCUACAACAACAUCGGUCUCGUGUAUAACGACAUGGGUGACUACUCGAAAGCACUUGAAUUUUACGAAAAAGAUCUCGAAAUCAAGAAAAAAGCUCUGCCUCCGAAUCAUCCCGAUUUGGCUAUUUCCUACAACAACAUUGGUGGAGUGUACAACAACAUGGGUGACUACUCGAAAGCACUUCAAUUUUAUGAAAGAUCACAUCAAAUCUUGGAAAAAGCUCUGCCUCCGAAUCAUCCAGAUUUGGCUACUUCCUACAACAACAUCGGUGGAGUGUACAACAACAUGGGUGACUACUCGAAAGCACUUGAAUAUUCUAAAAAGGACUUCGAAAUUACAAAACAAGUUCUGCCUGAGAAUCAUCCAGAUUUGGCUACUACAUACAGCUGGUUCGGAAAGAUUUAUCGCAGUAUGAAAGAUUAUCCAAAAGCACUUGAUAAUUUCGAAAAGUGUCUCGCAAUAGUUCAAAAAACGUUACCUGAAAGACAUCCCAAUCGAGCUAUUACAUAUAGUAAUAUAGGUGAUGUUCAUCGAUUAAUGGGUAAUUAUGAAAAAGCACUUGCAUUCCAUCAAAAAGCAUUAAAUAUUCAAGAAAAUGUUCAAUGUAAUCCUCUGGAAUGUGCAACGACAUAUAUAAAUUUAGGUGAAACUUAUCGUGAAAUGAAAGAUUAUUCAAAAGCAUUGACAUAUUUCGAAAAAGGAUUAGAAAUACGUGAAAAGAAAUUACCAAAAAAUCAUCCUGAUUUAGCUGUUGUAUAUCAUAAUAUGGCAAAAUUAUAUUUGGCUACACGAAAAUAUAGUAUGGCAAUGAAAAAUAUUCAACAAACAGUUGAAAUAGCUCAAGAAAAAUUACCUUCAACUCAUCCUCAUCUUUUGGAAUAUAAUGAAACAUUUGAAAGAAUUCGAAAGAAAAUGUAA
Molecule: messenger RNA, 1428 nt
Organism: Rotaria sordida
Lineage: Eukaryota; Metazoa; Rotifera; Eurotatoria; Philodinida; Philodinidae
Source: the annotation of a GenBank genome assembly